This is a messenger RNA of Dibothriocephalus latus, 333 nucleotides long. Lineage: Eukaryota; Metazoa; Platyhelminthes; Cestoda; Diphyllobothriidea; Diphyllobothriidae. The record is from the annotation of a GenBank genome assembly.
AUGCCCAUUGGUUAUUUCGAGCUCAGUAAUUUUGGAAAUCCGUUAGCAGCGUCCUGCAGCACCACCAGCGAGGCCAUCUCCAUUGGCAGGGCCAUGAAAGCCAAAUUCAUUCUGCUCAACCACUUCAGCCAACGAUUUGCACGUCUGCCCAACUUUGACACCUUCCAGGAGAACAUUGCUCCCACCUUUGACUUUAUGCGGGUAAGCUGCUGCAACCACCACCACCACCACCACCACCACCACCACCUGCCUCGCUACAUUUUUGCACUUAUUUUAUCCAUCUCAGGUGCAUUUUUGGGUCGUUAUAUUGCGUACGGUUUUACCUAUGUUUAA